AUGCCAGAGGCUUUACUACGUGACGUCAAAUUCAACCACACUGUUUUACAAAUGACUUCGCCGAUAGCUUUCUUUGCUGUCGUCGAAGCAGAGCUUGGAAUAAAACGCCUAAAUCCCGUCGCUAUUCAAAUGGACUCCACACCAGACUCCAAAGUCCACACUCCAAUAGACGGGAAGGACUGGUUCCUAGCCAAGUCAUUCGUACAAAGAGCAGAUUUCAAUUCUCUACACCUAAUAAGAAAGCGACUCAAAGUUCAUCUAUACUUGGAUGCUCCCUGCACUUUGGUAGAGAAAUACUUCUCGGAGUAUUAUGAAGAUGACGAAGAGGUCGUAGCCGAUAACGAGUUGCAAGAGUUAGUUAAUGAACUGUCAGCUGAUGGUAAACAGGGAGACUUUGGGGGACUGGGCAUGGUGAAGAAAUUCCCAGCCACCAUAGAAACGAAAGCCUCUUUAAGCAAGGUGCUGACCACUCUACUGUGGGCGUUCACUGGUCAGCACGCUGCCACUACUUACCCUAUCUUGGAAUAUGGAGGCUUUGUACCUAAUGCACCACACAGGCUGUUUGCUGACAGUAAUGGCACUGCCACCUUCUCUAAUUUGAUGUUCGGAAACAAGGCUGUAGCACUGGAAAUAGCGGAACUUAGUUCUAACCUGGCAGGAAUUCAUCUGGAUCAGUUACUCGACUACUCAUCUAAAAUCGAGGGCAAGAAAGCAAAAGAAUUAAUAGAAAGGUUUCACGACGAGCUGAAGACAGUAACCGAACAGAUGAUGAAAGAAAAUGAAAAACGAGUGGACGAGGGAUUUUUGCCAUAUCCUUACCUCUUACCCGAAUACGUCACUAACAGUGCUAGCACGUGAUAUGCCUUAUGACCAAAUUAGGAGCGCUAUUGAAGAAAAGAGGACAACGAUAAAACUGGAACAUUGUACUUGGUUGAUAAAUUAAGGACCAGCACAUUGGAUCCGAGGCCAAUGAAUGCAUACCUGAAGCGGAGGACAGCUUUUUUUUCGUUUGCUUUAUAUAGGGCCACUUUGAAAAACUCCGUUUUCAAAUUAUUUUCCAGGGACAAAAAUAUAAGAAACAACAAACUGUUAUUCUAAGAAGUGCAAAACCAUGUUCGUUUAGAUUUUUUAUUUCUUUUUGUUUCGCGGAGCAGCCCAUGAAGCUGGUAAACCCGUAACAGCUAUUCCACCGUAACCGAUUAACUACAUUAAAGUGAUCUUAGGGUCUUAACUAUGACAUAAAGGGAUAUAUAUUUAUGCGGUGAAAGGAUUUUUGCAGGGACAACAGAGUUGUUUGGAAUUCGAAAAAAGAUCUUUCUUUAUACUUG
This is a messenger RNA of Orbicella faveolata, 1328 nucleotides long. RefSeq names its product allene oxide synthase-lipoxygenase protein-like. The record is from RefSeq and is a predicted model, not a curated record. Gene Ontology annotation, molecular function: oxidoreductase activity, acting on single donors with incorporation of molecular oxygen, incorporation of two atoms of oxygen; metal ion binding. Lineage: Eukaryota; Metazoa; Cnidaria; Anthozoa; Scleractinia; Merulinidae. Gene Ontology annotation, biological process: lipid oxidation.